AUGGACAGACGCAGGUACUCUAUUGACGAUCUACUGUUCGACGUCUGCACUGAAGAGGAAAGUCAAGAUCUUCAUCCAGAGAUAGAUCGCAGGUGGCCAGUGCCUACUGACCCGCUUGAUAGCAGCUGCUUCGAUCUGAUUAGCCAAUGGAUACACCAGUGCACGAAACAUACAGUCUGCUCUAGAUCUACACCAGUAGCUCUGCCAAAGCGGGUUAUCGAGAUACCAGCCGAUCCUUCUGUAUCGCCUAGACUGCGAAUCACCAACGGCGAGUUGGGUCAAUACGUGAUUUUAUCUCACUGUUGGGGUAACAAAGGCAUCGCAAAACUUACAGACUCACUAGUCGCUCGAUAUCAAGAAGCCAUCCAACUUGAACUGCUUCCCAGAAGCUUCAAAGACGCAAUGGAGAUCACGCGGCGACUAGGCUUUCGCUACCUCUGGAUCGAUGCACUGUGCAUCAUCCAAGGCAAUGCUGAGGAUUGGGCGCACGAAGCAGCGAGAAUGGCAUUAUACUAUGGGCUUUCGGCGCUCAUGAUCUCUGCAACUGUUGCUGAGGAUAGUAGCAAAGGAAUCUUAACAGACCGGAGUGUGCCUUACUCGCCCGUCUUAGGGAAGGGAAAGAAGUAUUGCUUGCGCCAAAGACUACUUCGUUGGGACUGGGAUAUUAAAAGAUCUGUUUUGGCUACUCGUGGCUGGACUGCGCAAGAAAGGAUGCUAGCCCCUCGCAUCCUGCACUAUACAAAACGGCAAAUAAUCUGGGAAUGUGCGGACGGGCUUAAAUUUGAAGCAUCAGCUAUCUGUGACAAGCAGAUUGGCUCUGGGCAGGUUGACUGGCAUUUUCAUAAGUCAAACCUACAACCUUACGUGGCAAAGGCUUUAAGUGUGAUGAAUCCCGGAUGGUGGAGACCGGCCGACUACACCGGUUCAUAUCUCGGGGUCAAAAUCACAGUAGAGUCAUUGCAUCAGCUCCGAACAUGGCAACAAUGCGUUGACGAGUAUUCCUCGCGGUCGCUAACUGUACCCACCGACAAACUCCACGCCCUGGCUGGCGUCGCGUCAGUCCUUAACCACAACUAUGUACUCGGCAACUACCUAGCCGGUCUUUGGAGCCUACGUCUUGCAGCAAGCCUAGACUGGGCUCGGCCAUGGGCUCUUCUUUCUUCGCCGCCAGUAUACACAGCACCGAGCUGGAGUUGGGCAAGCGUGAACGGCGCGGUCAGCUCUUCGAUCUUGGGAUCACACCUGGAGAUCCUGCUCCCGCCUACAGACGAGUUAGGGAAGACAUGGGCUGAGAUGUUUGAGCUGAGAUUGAUCAAGCAUCACAUGGUAUUGCAAGACGAGUUUAACCCUUACGGUGCUGUUCUAGAAGGUUCUUACAUCAUUGUAGAGGGCACGUGUAUUACACACAGCGAGUUCGUUCGGUUGUCAGAAGACAUAUUUAGAGAUAGCUUUAGUGGUCCUACUAUUGUUCUUGAUAGGAGUAACACGUACGACUGUUCUUGUUGCGGGCCGGGUCGGCAGGAGAAGGACUAUGAGAAUGUGAAUUUUGGGGCGCAACCGCAGAGUACUUCGCUGGAACCUGCACUUCCUUACGACUUCUGCAUGUUCUUGAUUGCCGAUGCGUGGCGCAACCCGAGAGGCUUUGUGGAUAUGUUAUUGCUUCGUUGGGUCGAUGAAGAGGCGAAAGUUGCUGAAAGAGUUGGACUUGUAAGGAUGGCGAUAUGGCAGGGAGAGGAAGAUCUUAGUCACUUUGAUCGUAGAUUUGGGGCGGGUGCGUGGAAACGGUGGACGCUAAAGCUUGUUUAA
Molecule: messenger RNA, 1806 nt
Organism: Alternaria atra
Lineage: Eukaryota; Fungi; Ascomycota; Dothideomycetes; Pleosporales; Pleosporaceae
Exons: 2
Coding region: 1-1806 (601 amino acids)
Source: RefSeq, a predicted model, not a curated record